Molecule: messenger RNA, 640 nt
Organism: Racocetra persica
Lineage: Eukaryota; Fungi; Glomeromycota; Glomeromycetes; Diversisporales; Gigasporaceae
Source: the annotation of a GenBank genome assembly
ACUUCCUAGUAUCUAUGAAAAAUUACAAACUAACAACAUACUUCAAAAAUGGCAUUAUGAUCCAGUUCGAAGUGAAAAAGAUUCAAGAGAAUAUUCUGAAAAAGAUUACAAUAAAUAUAAAAAAUAUCAUCGGCAACCUGUUGAUAGAAAUGAUCCAAGAUGCAAAAUUAAAAGAGCUGUUCUUGAAAUAGUAGAUCCAAAAAAUCUAGAAAACAAGAUUCUUGUUACUUUAUAUAGAUAUUCUUAUAAAAACUUAAAUGAUCUUACAAAUUGUGUUUGGUAUACACCUAAAUAUUGCUCUCGACAUACUUUUCAAGAUUUUAAUAGCUUAUAUGAAGAAGUUUUAAUUAAUGAAUUCAAAGAUCAGAUCAAAUAUUUAGAACUUUUAAAUCUUCUUGAUCCAAAAAACUAUAGUGUUCAAAUAAAAGGUCGUGAAAAUGAAAAUUUUUGUCCCAAAGUAAUUGGAUUUUCUGCAAACACAAAUGUUAGAUUUAUUUACGAUUUUUGCGAAGAUGAAGAAUUAAAACCUAUAUCAGAACAGAAAUUUAAUAAUACAAAAUUAUUUAGUUCAUUUAUAAAUCGAUUAGAUUAUAUUGUAGAAUUCAAGAAAUUUAGAGAAAAUAAUGAAAAACCAUGUUAA